AUGCAGAAUCUUGGAGACCUCAGAGUGGUGUGUGAACGCGGCGUCUGCAAGACCCACUUGCCAGCCAGAGACCCUUUCAGACCUCGGGUCCAGGCUGAAGACGAGAGGUCUGCUGAGAAAUACAGACACCGAGUCUGUACUAGUGCAGCAGCCCAACCAGUGCACCCAGAGCUCAUUUCCUGGUACAUCGCUGCUCUCCAGGAAAUGCUGACCAAAUUCCAAGUGAAUAAUGGCAUGGUCCAGGGAUGGCCCAGUCACUGGGUGCACAUGUCCAAAAGGGCAGAGCAUAUUCGGAGAGAGGACCAUGACGGCGCACCUACGGAGCCCUGGAUAAUGGAAAAUUUUGGUUCAGUGUGUACCGAAGCCUUCACCUCUGGUCAGCAUUACUGGGAGGGCGACACGGCCCAUCCCUCCAGCUGGAUUGUGUUUGUGGAAAUUCUG
Molecule: messenger RNA, 441 nt
Organism: Chinchilla lanigera (long-tailed chinchilla)
Lineage: Eukaryota; Metazoa; Chordata; Mammalia; Rodentia; Chinchillidae
Product: putative tripartite motif-containing protein 64C
Source: RefSeq, a predicted model, not a curated record